Molecule: messenger RNA, 999 nt
Organism: Plasmodium relictum
Lineage: Eukaryota; Apicomplexa; Aconoidasida; Haemosporida; Plasmodiidae
Product: conserved Plasmodium protein, unknown function
Exons: 4
Coding region: 1-999 (332 amino acids)
Source: RefSeq, a predicted model, not a curated record
AUGGGUUGUUGCUCGAAAGAUUCUAUAAAAGUAGAGUCACCAAAAAAAAAAAUACUUGAGUACAAACAAAAUGAAAGUAAAAAAGAAUGUAUCAAUUAUAAUAACAUUUCAGUGUCUACUGUUACAUUAAGUGAUGGAUCAGUUUAUACAGGCACUAUGCUAGAUAAUAAGCUUCAUGGAAGAGGUGUUUUAAAAUAUGUAAAUGGAGAUGUAUAUGAAGGGGAGUUUAGUAAUGGAAAAAAAGAGGGUAAGGGGAAAUGGACUGAUAAAGAAGGAAAUAGCUAUGAUGGAUAUUGGAAAGAAGACAGAAAACAUGGAGAAGGUGUUUAUAAAACAUUUGAUGGUCUAAUUUUUGAAGGAAGUUUUAAUAAUAAUAAAAAAGAAGGAAAAGCAACAAUUACAACUCCUGAAAAAACAAAAUAUAUUUGUACUUUUGAAAAUGAUGAAGAAGUAGGAGAAGCGGAAUUUUUCUUUGCUAAUGGAGAUCAUGCUUUGGGAUUCAUAAAAGAUGGUAAUUUAGAUAAAAAUGGAAGAUAUGAAUUUAAAAAUGGAGAUAUAUAUGUUGGAAAUUUUAAAAAUGGGUUAUUUCAUGGAAAGGGUUAUUAUAAAUGGAAUAGUAAUUCUUCUUUUAAAAUUUACGAAGGUGAAUAUAUUGAAGGAAGUAGAAAUGGAAAUGGCCAACUUAUUAAUAUAGAUGGUAGAAUAUUACGUGGCAAAUUCAAAAAUAAUAAUUUAGAUGGAGAAGUAUUAGAAAUUAGUCCUCAAGGAAAUCAAGUAAAAGUUUUAUUUGAUAACGGAAAAUAUGUUAAAAUUAUUGAUAAAAUUACUGAAAAGCUAAACGUUAAUGAAAUUAUGCAAGAAUCUACUAUUAUUACUUCUAUUUUUUCAGAUCCUGAUUUCUAUAAAAAAUCUUAUCAGAAUGAACAAAAAAACAGAGCUAAACUUAAGAUUCAAAUAAAAAAAUCAAAAGAUAAAAAGGAAUCUUUACCAAUAACGUGA